UUUGCGUGUGUAACGGACCCAGUUGGUGGUCAGUGCGAGGGUGACCUCCUGAUGGUGUGUACAUCGCAGCAUGUCUGCACUCUCAACGCCGAGUGGCGGAGGAACUACGGCGCAGAGCAAGCCGGCGUCCGGCAAGCAAAAGUAUCAAAAGUUGGACAUCAAUAGCUUAUACUGCGCUAAUAGAAACGAAAAUUCAGAACCGUCCUCAGUAAAAUCUCAACUUAGCCGUAAACAUGGAAUGCAAAGUCUUGGUAAAGUCCCUUCGGCAAGGCGUCCACCAGCCAAUCUGCCUUCUUUGAAAACUGAAACUGGUCAAGACCCAAACUCUAACUCUAUCUCUGCUGCUACAACUACUUCUGUAUCUACACCAGCAACAUGCACCUCUCAGACUAUAACUACGUCAUCCAGCAGCGGUGUAGUUGCGGGCACGGGCCCCGGCGGGUGGGUGCCGCUCCCACCUCCAUCUUCACCACACUUCCGCACAGAAUUCCCUUCCCUAGAGGCCGCUGCGCAGCCUUCACAUCGCUCUUCAGAACAUUCAGCGAACCAGCCACAGCUCAGACCACAAACGGAAGGCAGCUGGACGUGCGGUGGUGGCGUCAGCGUGCGCGGCGACGCCUCGGCUUGUCCCGCCGCCGCGCCCGCCGCCGUUCCCGCCUCACAGCAGACACCAGCCUUUCGUGCCAUCCUACCCUCUUUCCUGAUGAAAGGUAGCAGCGGUGGCGGGCUCGGGCUGGGCACGCUAGGCAACAUGCGCGAGGGCCGCGGUGGCGGAGGUAGCGGCAGCGGGGGUGGUGGCUCACUCAGCGCCACCAACGUAGCGUCACGAGGGGCACCGCGUCCUCCCGCCACGCCGCGCGCCGUUGAAGUGCUUACAGCGCGGCCCAUACUCCGCGAGGAACAAAUCUCCUCGCUCGACGACAUCUCGCGCGAUGCCGGCUGGGCACAGCACGACGAUAUUGACUAUGAUCAAAAACUGGAUUUCUCCGAUGGAGAGUCGUCGGCGCCGAGCAAGGUGAACAGUAAGAAUAAUAACCGCGCCAGUAUUGAACAUGAGCGCAUAGAUUCCAAAAUCUUGGAACCUGGAGAUGAGGAUCAGAUGUGGGCGGAACGAAGACAGAAGCAGCUUAAUGAAGUGGCUCAAGCGGUGGCACGUGCUAAACAGCGCAAAGAGGAAGAGCAACGGCGACAGAUGUGCGAGAUGGCACCCACCAUACACAAGGAUUCUCGUGAAAGGGUAGACAGAGGAGAGCGUGAUCGAAAUGAGAACCGUGAUAGGGAACUAGACGUCAGAGACAAAGAAAGAAUGGAUAGAGACAGGGAACGUCCCGAUAACAGAGACCGAGAACGAUUGGACAAUAGAGACAAGGAUCGAGAGCGCAGUGAUCCUCGUGACAAAGAUCCGCGAGACAAGGAACGACUAGAUAAUAGAGAUCGUGAACGGUUUGACAACAGAGACCGUGACGUCCGCGACAGAGACCGUGACGUUAGGGACAGGGACCGCGAGCGUGACCGAAUAGAGAGUAGGGAGAGAGGUCGUAUGGAUAACCGCGAUCGCCAAGAGAAUGAAAAGGAACGUAUGGACAUUCGUGACAGAGAUCGCAAUGACAGAGACCGUGAUAGAUUUGACCGCGAACGCGAUCGCGUUGACAGGGACCGAAAUGAUCGCGACCGCGAUUUCAGAGAUAGAGAUAGAGAUUAUGGUCGUGAUCGCGAUCAAAAUAAUCCAGCAUUUUCCAAAACGUUCCAAGCUAAUAUACCACCGCGAUUCUUGAAACAACAACAAAAUAGGCAACAGGAGGACCAACACAAGGCCUGGGCAUUCCCUGGUAAACCAGCAUCUAGGCGACAAGAGCCUCCGUCGUAUAAUGCACCGCGACAUGCACCUCACAAUGGUGGCCGCAGGUCGUAUUCAAGAGAUUACUCUGAUCGUGAAGAUGACUUCAGAAGAGAAAAGGAUGGUCCUGGCCCACAAUGGCGUUCAGAGAUGCAAGAAUAUGAUAGACCAACCAGAGAGUUGGAUAGGUCAAAUUCUAAAGAUUCCUAUAAGGAUUAUGGAGAUUAUAAGGAUCGAAGAAACGACUCCGAUAGAAAAUCUUCAGAAAGUGUUGCUGAACAUACCAGCAGUAGAACUGCCGCUGAUAAACUUACUGAAGUCUUUGAAAGAAAAAGCAUCGGGCUUACGGAGCCAUUUGCAUCUUCAGACUCGUCUAUACAGACUCAGGCUCCCGAACGUCGUAACUCGCCACCUUCAAAUGCAUCACGACGCGAAUCUUCCGAGAGAGAUUUCGGUAAAACUUCUUGGGCUGAUGUCACCCAAGAUGAGCAAACAAAUUAUACAAUUCUAAAAUCCACACAAGAAAAACUUACUAAAGACAGCGAGCAAAUGAAAGACUCAAUUCAAAAUGAGGCUGAAGGUGAAGAUAAAUGCAUUUCACAACAGCCUAUCCCACUUCAACAAACUUGUACUUUGUCUGAGGCUCUGCCAUCGCAAAACCAGCCGCUGAAGACCACGCAAAUAUCUCAAAUAAAUCAACACAAUGUUCCUUUGCAAAAUAUUCCUGCUACUAAUCAAUCUCAUUCUAUUAUAUCUGAUAGUCAAACUGUUCCUAAGACUGUAAAUCUUUCUAAAUCGCUUAACCAAACUGAAAAUCUUUCUGCCUCUCAAAUACAAAAACAGCCCUCUUCCGAACAUAUACCUCCACAAAUUAAACCCACUUUUACUUCACAAAAAUCUGAGAAAGAGUUGUCGGAAUCUGAAUCCAUUGCAUCUAAAUCUAGCACUGAUCCAUCAAGUUUGGCUGGAAAUAAGAUCAACGAAAUACAUUCUGUCGAGGUUGUGCAAGUUGGAGCUGAUUCUCAAAAACGAACUGAUGAUAAAAGACAUGAAAGAUUCAGCAAUGAACAACUCAAUAGGAUUCCAGGAAAGGAACCUAUUGAAAGAAAGUCUAGCGGAUCUGGAUCUGAAAAGAAAAGUAGGGGGUAUGGUGGUGGUUACUCAGUAUAUGUUAGAGGUUGGGGACCAAGAGAAUCUCGUGGACGGCGUUCACAUCGAAGUUCCCGUUCCAAAAAUAGGGCAAGUGAGUCGGAUGGGUCAACAGAUGGUGCUCCUAACUCGGAACGUAAAGAACGACGUAGAGCGCCACGUAGUCCUCGAGGUCCUAAGAAACAAGGCCCUGAUGAUGGUAAUCGCCCUCCACAACACGAUCAGGCUUCAAUGGCAACUGACGGUAUGGAAAACAGAGAACCUUUCGCGCCUCGCGGUCAACCGUCGCGUCGAGGACGGGGUGGCUUUCAGGGUACAUCACGACCUCCAGCACCUGCUAAGCGCGUCACGGGUUAUGGGCCGCCUAACACAAAGAGUCCAUUCAGCCAAGCCAAUAGAGCUGUUAAAGAUAAUGAUGACGGCAAAGAUAACGCUCUGGGUGAUGACAAAGGAAAGAUGAUUAACAAAACGCGUACUGGCUCCUCAACCGGUAGAGGACGUGAUCGUCGCCCGAAAGGAACUGUAGGCCCCCUCAGUGGUGAGGACGAAAAUUGGGAAACCACAUCUGAACAUUCCGAAGGAGGUGGUACUAUCGGCCGUCGUCGAUCUGUUGGAGGCAGACAAUCUGGGCAAUCACAGAAAAUACAAGGCGGGCGUAAUCAAAACUCAAGUAAUCGCCAAAACAAUGCUCGAAACUCACAGGGUGCUAAAAAAGAUAUUGGAGAUAUAAAAACUGGUGACAUUACAGAGGCUAUGAAUGACCUUAAGUUAUCUACUGUCAAAAAAGACGAAGAGUCAGUUGAUGAUGGUUUUCAAGAAGUACGAAAUAAGAAAAAUUCAAAGGACGCCAGAGGUCCAUUAAAAGAAGAGAAUCAACAUGCGCAGAAACAAAGAUCUCAUUCCAAUCAAGGUGGUCGCAAUGGUUCUUCUUCUAGAAAUCCAGGCGACAAAUCCAAUCCUAGAGGCUCUGCGCCGGUACCUGGUAAACCAGGUGGUGGACCGCAAUACGACAGGCCUCGUCAAGCAAAUUUGGCCCCACGUUUCGUUAAACAGAGACAAAAGCAAAUGGGCUUAGUUACUGGGUUUGGCCCUGACACUGGUGCGGCUCCACCUCCGCCUACAGUUAACGCUUGGGACAAACCUAUAUCUCAAACACUACGCGGAAACGUGGAAGAACCUGCAGAGAUUGUAGAAAACAAAUCUGGUCAAUCCAGUCAGCGCAGCACACCCGGAGACGUUCCGACUGAAACAAAGACUGCCCCAUGUGCUAUUGCGACUGACAAAACUGGUGUUCUCGAUGGGACCACGCCGCCAGUAGAAACUAUUAUCUUCGAAAACACUAAUUAUAAGACUGCUCCACCUGCCGAGGCCUUAAAACAAAAACAUCAACCAGGUGCAAACACAACUGCCAAACCUCCGACACCGGGAGAAGAAAUUCCACCUGAAGUGGAUGCCCGACCACUUCCAUUUAACGGCGAUGUGAGACCGCGGCCGAGAUCUAUUCAAGAACUCAUUGGUGACAAUGGUAGGCCUACCCCUGACGGCGAAACUCCCUUGGGUCUGCCAAUAUCGUUUGAUACAUCACAGAAAGCCGAGGAUUCAUCUGAUAUGAAAUUGGACUUCGCUUUCGAUUCAGACCUAGGCCAACUCACUGAGGAUAAAACAGCUAAGACAUUAGGGUUGCCACGAGGUACGCACAUGAGCACGUCGAAUACAAUCUCACCAUUAGCCGCCGACCUUAACCUUAAAAUUGCUAGUGUUAAGAAAGUUUGGGAAAUGCCUGCCGUAGCCGAAGGAACUGAAGAGCUACAAUUUACUGGUUUCGAAGAAACCAAUACAGAAACGGGUGCAGCUCCCAACGUAUGUAAAGUAAAACCGACUCAGCAGCUGCAGUCGCCACCGCCGCAACAUUACAACCACGUCGGCUACCAGGGUGGCUACGGCGGAUUAUCGGUGCCUUCGCCUCCUGCCGUUCUUUUUAACUCUUCACAACAGUUGCUCGGUUCCUCGCAGCAAUUACAGCAGCAAGGUGGCCUGUACGGCGCGUUCCUCGAUCAGAGCCGUGGACAAUUUGGUGGUUUCCCGGGAACGCCGUACGGUGCCGGAUCCGCUGCACCCUAUAACUAUCAACCGCCUCCUGACAUGUUUCAAAGUCUUCCGAGUCAGUACAGAAUGGCGGCGGCGGCCGGUGGCGGUGCCGCUUUUGGACAAUCUGGGCAGCUGGGCAACAGCCCUAGUACUGUGUUAAUCUCAAGCUCAACUAAUUCGCUUAUGUCAGCUACGGUCAAACCCUCAACUCAACAGAUCGGAGCUAUAGGUAGUAAAGGAGGCGGUGUCGGCGGAGUGGGCGGAGUGAACACUUACCAACAGCAGUACCUGGGCUACUCAGGGCCAGUAGGCGAAGCGCCGUAUUCACUUCAGGGAUUGCUGCCACGACCCGCGCCGCCCGCGUCUUCUUACUAUUCGCACUACCAGCCGCCGACUGCGCCGGCACCCACGUACCCUCUGCAAUUCACGCCACCCGCGCAGUCCGGCGCCUUCAGCUCGCAGUUCCUCUCAUCGCAGCUGCAGGUGGCCGCCGCCGUGCAGCAGAUGCAGCAACAGUACCGCGCGCCGAUGCAGCAGCAGUAUGCUCCGCCACAACCGCGGCCGCCGCCCGCGCAGCAAAUGAAGAGCCCGCUGCACGAGCACGCCAAUGGGUUCGCGCCACUGUGCGAGGCGGCGUCGCCUACCCCUAAGGGCGCCAACAAACCUCAAAAGCCGCCGCAUUCGCCGCCACAGCACAAAUACCACCCACCGCCGCAGCCGCCGCCCGCUGCGUCGCAGCAGCAGCACACGCCGCACCACCACCCGCAUCACGCGCAGCACCAGCAGCACCACCACCACCAGCAGCACACUCAGAUGAUGGGUGGCGGCAACAACGGACGAAGUGGGGGAAAUGGCGCUGGCUCUGGCGUAGCGCGUGGGGGGAUGAUGGCCCCGCGGUACCCUGCGCCUAUUCAGCGGCCGCACGCGCCCGCGCUGCCGCUGUACCGCGCACCUCCCGCCCCGCAGCAGCCGCCGCAGCGACCGCAUGGACACCCCGUGCAACAGCCGCCCAGGCAGAACGUGUACUAUCAGCACCACCAACGCAAUGGCGCAGGUGGUGCGGAGCGCGCGGUGGAGAACGUCGACGUGGUAACACCCGUCGAGGAACCGGCCGAAGUGGCCGCCACGACUGAGGCACCCCCCGCCGCCGAGGUGAAAGCGGAAUAAGCCGCCUAAAGCGGCCUGGUCUCGUUACUGCCCGUCCGCCCCGGUGGACGCUGACGCUCCGCGCCGUCGGGUGCGGACCUCAUUGACGUCUCUGGACGUUAACGACAUUACUUAUUCGGUAUUUUAAAUUAAGUCGUAAAUUAUGGAAGUGAUUAUAAUUUUAUCUAAGAUUCGUAAUGAUCAAAUCAACACCGCUCCUUCGCGGUGUGAUUCGUCAACUCCGCCUCUCGAGUCGGCCCUGGCGGCCCUUAAAUACCGAGAGGUGCUAUGCUUGUAUGUAAAUAUAUUGAUCGGACG
Hyposmocoma kahamanoa is the source of this 6538-nucleotide messenger RNA. RefSeq names its product protein PRRC2A (gene nocte). The record is from RefSeq and is a predicted model, not a curated record. Lineage: Eukaryota; Metazoa; Arthropoda; Insecta; Lepidoptera; Cosmopterigidae. Gene Ontology annotation, biological process: cell differentiation. The transcript has 14 exons. Bases 71 to 6241 code for a protein of 2056 amino acids.